Molecule: messenger RNA, 3439 nt
Organism: Cynoglossus semilaevis (tongue sole)
Lineage: Eukaryota; Metazoa; Chordata; Actinopteri; Pleuronectiformes; Cynoglossidae
Gene: lonp1
Product: lon peptidase 1, mitochondrial
Exons: 21
Coding region: 23-2998 (991 amino acids)
Biological process (GO): protein quality control for misfolded or incompletely synthesized proteins; protein catabolic process; chaperone-mediated protein complex assembly
Cellular component (GO): mitochondrial matrix
Molecular function (GO): single-stranded DNA binding; ATP binding; serine-type endopeptidase activity
Source: RefSeq, a predicted model, not a curated record
CCUCAGAAAGCUCUAGAUCAAGAUGGCGACGUGCUUGAAGAUGAUGAUAGUUUCCAGAUUGAUACACAGAAGACCAACUCUUAUUGGAAAAAUAAGAUGGUCGAGAUGGACAAACAGCUCUUUUCAGACCCAGCUCCAGCACUCUGGCUGUUACACCAGCACCGGAACCACACAGGGAUACAGCACCACCUCAGCGAUGACAGCUGCCUGCAGGCUGACCCUCAGACCUCACAGGUGGAUGCGGGUAGGUUCGGUUCUCUGCGGCCAAACCGAUCUCCUCACACAGAAACCGCAAUACUACACGGUCCAGGACAGAUGGUUCGGAAAUCGGUCUAGUGCAGCGGGGUUUUCAGGAGAAGAUGGGGAUAGUGCAGGCUCUGGAGGGGAAGAGUCUGGAGGUGAUGGGGGUGCUUCGUAUACCGGACCCCAGAUGACCGCACUGACUCCCAUGAUGGUACCGGAGGUGUUCCCAAAUGUUCCCCUAAUCGCUGUGAGCAGGAACCCGGUGUUUCCGCGCUUCAUAAAGAUUAUAGAGGUAAAAAACAAAGAACUGAUGGAGCUGCUGAGAAGAAAGGUUCGUUUAGCUCAACCUUACGCUGGAGUUUUCAUGAAGAGAGAUGAUAGUAAUGAGUCAGAUGUGGUGGAGUCUCUUGAUGCUGUCUACAACACAGGGACAUUUGUCCAAAUUCAUGAGAUGCAGGACCUGGGAGACAAGUUGAGGAUGAUUGUCAUGGGACACCGCAGGAUUCGCAUCACAAGACAACUAGAGGUGGAGCCUGAGGGGUCACCAUCUGUUUGGGAGGAGUCUGAAUCUGAUGCUCAGUCUAAACCAAGGCGGAAAUCUAAACGCAACCGCAGGGAGCAACAGGUGAAUCUGGCUCAGCAGAUGGAGGACAAGGUUGCAGAGGUAGAUCUGACACCCGAGCUCCAGCCUCUGCCUUCCUCAAAUAUCCUGAUGGUUGAAGUGGACAAUGUUCAACAUGAGCAGUUCACUGUCACAGAAGAGGUCAAGGCACUGACAGCAGAGAUAGUGAAGACCAUCAGGGACAUCAUUGCACUGAAUCCUCUCUACAGAGAAUCUGUCCUUCAGAUGAUGCAAGCUGGUCAGAGGGUGGUUGAUAAUCCCAUUUACCUCAGUGACAUGGGAGCAGCUCUGACAGGAGCAGAGUCACAGGAGCUGCAGGACAUCCUGGAGGAGACUAAUAUUCCCAAGCGUCUCUAUAAAGCCUUGUCUUUGCUGAAGAAAGAGUAUGAGCUGAGUAAACUGCAGCAGCGACUGGGCAGAGAGGUGGAGGAGAAGAUCAAGCAGACACACAGGAAAUAUCUACUGCAGGAGCAGCUCAAGAUCAUUAAGAAGGAGCUUGGUUUGGAAAAAGAGGACAAAGAAGCCAUCGAGGAGAAGUUCAGAGAGAGACUCAAAAACAGGACUGCCCCUCAGCACAUCAUGGACGUCAUUAAUGAGGAACUCAACAAGCUGGGACUGUUGGACAACCACUCAUCAGAGUUUAAUGUGACCCGUAACUACCUGGACUGGCUGACCAGCAUGCCAUGGGGAACCAACAGUGAGGAGAACCUGUCACUGGAGAGGGCUAAAGAAGUUCUUGAAGAAGAUCAUUAUGGAAUGGAUGAUGUGAAGAAACGCAUAUUGGAGUUCAUUGCGGUGAGUCAGCUGCGUGGCUCCACCCAGGGAAAGAUUCUGUGCUUCUAUGGUCCUCCAGGUGUAGGAAAGACCUCCAUUGCUCGCUCCAUAGCCAGAGCUCUGAACAGAGAGUAUUUCAGGUUCAGUGUGGGAGGAAUGACUGAUGUUGCAGAGAUUAAAGGACACAGGAGGACUUAUGUCGGAGCAAUGCCAGGAAAGAUAAUCCAGUGCCUGAAAAAAACCAAGACCGAGAACCCUCUUGUUUUAAUUGAUGAGGUGGAUAAAAUUGGUCGUGGUUACCAGGGCGAUCCGUCUUCUGCCCUUCUGGAACUCCUAGACCCUGAACAAAAUGCCAAUUUCCUAGACCACUAUCUGGAUGUUCCUGUAGAUCUGUCAAAGAUUUUGUUUAUCUGCACGGCAAAUGUGACAGACACCAUUCCAGAGCCUCUGAGGGACAGGAUGGAGAUGAUUAACGUGUCUGGAUAUGUGGCUCAGGAGAAAUUAGCUAUUGCUGAGCGUUACCUGGUUCCUCAGCUGCGUACUAUGUGCGGUCUGACUGAAGCAAAGGCCUCCAUCUCACCUGACGCUCUUAGUCUGCUCAUCAAACAGUACUGUAGAGAGUCGGGGGUCAGGAACCUGCAGAAACAAGUAGAAAAGGUUUUCCGUAAAGUAGCAUUCAGCAUUGUGAGCGGAGAGCAGGAAGCAGUGACUGUUAAUCCUGAGAAUCUGCAGGAAUAUGUGGGCAAACCAAUUUUCACAGUGGACCGUAUGUAUGACAUCACCCCUCCAGGAGUGGUUAUGGGACUGGCUUGGACUGCCAUGGGUGGUUCAACACUGUUCAUAGAGACGUCUGUGCGUCGCCCUAGAGGACGAGACGAGACUAAAGCAGAAGGGUCAUUAGAGGUCACAGGUCAACUGGGUGAUGUCAUGAAAGAAAGUGCGAAGAUCGCCAGCACUUUCGCCAGAGCCUUUCUGAUGACUAAGGAACCUGAAAACCACUUCCUGGACAACUCUCAUCUACAUCUUCAUGUCCCUGAGGGAGCGACUCCAAAAGAUGGACCAAGUGCUGGCUGCACGAUUGUCACUGCAUUGUUGUCAUUGGCAACCAAACAGCCUGUACGUCAGAAUGUGGCCAUGACUGGUGAGGUAUCACUGACAGGCAAAAUCCUGCCAGUUGGAGGAAUCAAGGAAAAAACUAUUGCCGCUCGUCGUGCUGGUGUAACCUGCAUCAUCCUGCCAGCUGAGAACAGGAAGGACUUUUCAGACCUAGCUGACUACAUAACUGAGGGCCUGGAGGUUCACUAUGUGGAUCACUACAGUCAAAUCUACCCAGUUGUCUUCCCACACAACCAAUCGUAACAAUGAUUUGGGUGACAGCCAAUAACCCCAGUUGAGCUCCACUGGGAGGACUUUUCUCAACAGCAGUCGGUACCUCACAAUCUUGAUGACCACACCAAAACUAGUUCAAGAUUUUUCCCCUUCCAUUAACAAGAGGAGCAGCUGACUUGUGAAUCCUGGAGCCGCAAUGUCAUCACUUAAGAUGGCUGUGUCAAAAAUAAAUUUGAUGUUAAACUGACUGGGACUAAGGUGACACUGGUCACCAUGAUGAUGUCAUCACAAAAUAUGAUGUUACAAAGCAGAUGAUGGUGAAGAGACUUUGCUGCCAGGCAGCAUUUUUACCAAAACCUCUCACAAAAUUAUUUCUUUCAGAACGUUAUUAUAUUGUUUUCUAUAUUAUUAUUGGUUAUUUGUAAAAAUGAAGAUAAUCAUGAUGUAAAUAAACCAAAUAAAUUAACACAA